AUGUUAUAAGAAAUUGAAUUGACUCUUGAUCAGAUUUUAAAUCAGAUUGAUAAACAUGACGACGAGCUUGAUUUUUCAGAAGAGGGAGGACUAGUUCGUAUAGUGGCAUUUGAUUAACUAAAACUGGAUUUGAGAAAGAAAAUUAUCGUAAUCAACUUAUCCAAAAAUCGAUUGAAAAUGAUCGAGGAAGUGAAUUAAUUUUAUAAUUUGAGAACAUUAGAUGCAAGCAACAAUAUUAUAGAAGAUGUCAAAUUAAAAACACAAAGUUUGCAAAUGCUAAAUUUAUAGCAUAAUAGAUUAAAACGAUUUCCUGAUUGCGGUCCCCUAUCUUAACUUAAAUAUAUUGAUAUUUCUCAUAACUCUAUUACAACAAUCCAAAAUAAUGAUAUCAAAUAAUUCUCAAAAAACUUAGAAGUACUAUUAAUCAAUGAUAAUUUAAUUAAAUUUGCUCAUGGAUAUGAUAUUAAGAACAUUCUUGAGGAAUUAAAGCAAUUGAAAAUAUAGACUCUGAACAUUUUGAGAAAUCCAUUCCUAAAAAAAUAACCUCUUAUUGAAACUGCAUUUGCUGUUACAUUAUCUGGAAUAUUGAAAACUUUGAAUACCAAAUCUAUAGAUUUAUUUGUACCUGAUGCCAAUUUCAAUAUUGAAGAAGUAUUAGGAGAUGUAGAGUUUGUUGAUAGUGAACCUGAUGAUGAAGAUUAGGAAUAUGCCAAACAGUUAUGUGAGAAGAUAACUAAAUGUAUAAAUGAUCCUUAAGCAAUUGUCCCUUGUUUAAGAAGGAUAGACGAUUUGGUAAAUAGAAUUAUUGUUUAACCAAAUAAAGCUGAUUUGUGUUUUCUUGAUAAGGAUCCAAAGAAGUAGCAAUAAAUUGCAGAGUACAUAGACAGUUUCUUGUAAAAUUGCUUUCUUUUCGCUUAAAAUCAAUAGAGUUAUGUAGAGUAAAUUCUUAAGGCUUUGGCUUAAUUAGCAAUUGUGAGAUGUUUAGAGAUUGGUAGGAGAUGCUUUUAAAUGGUGGUGGAAAUAGUCAGAAGUGGAACUGGUAUGGCAUUAAUAGCUAGAAAUAUUAUUUAGAAAUAUAGCAUUCCUUUAUUGUAGUAAUAAAAGGAGUUAGAAUAUGUUCCUACAUUUGUCAUGGAAGGUAUUUUGAGAACAGUAGAAGAAAGAGAUGACGAAGAAAUGGUUCCAAUAAAGUUGGCUCAAUUUAAUUUUGUAGAUUGGCUGGAUUAGAUUAUGGCCAAUUAUAUGAAGGAUAUGGAUAACUUAAGAGAAGAAUAACAAUAGAGAGAUGUUCUAUUUCUAAACUUCAUGGCUUAAUUAGCAGAAUUCCAAAAAUUUGCAAAUGAGUAUCAUUAUAGAGGAAUUAUAUCUAAGAGUUUAGUAUUAUUCAAAUUGUUAUUGAAAUCUGAAUUGGAUGAAUAAUACAUAGGGAUCUUGUAUUUGAUCAAUAAUUCAAUGAAAAGGAGUCCAAUAUGCACUAAGGAAGUAUUGGAGUCAAGAUAGACAGCAUGUAAUUUUAUUAAGGAUGUGGAAGAUGAACUAAGGAAAUAUCUGUUCAUGUUUAAAAAGUUCAGAAAUUCCCUUUUGAAUCCUGAGACCAAAGAGAACAAGGAUACGAUUUUAUUGAGAUAUGAAAAAGUGGGGAUUCUCAUAUAAGUAUAUGGAACAAUAUGGAAAUCUGAUAACAUUGUAUAAUAAUAAAUAAAGGAGAGUUUUUUGGUGAAUGAAUUGCUAUAGAUGGCAACAAUCCCAGCUAUACAUCCUUAUUUAAUAAACGCAGUAGCCAUAUAUAUUAGAAAACUAUUGAAGAACAAAGUGAUUAAAAUAUAAUAGCCUGGAGUGGAUAACAAUGAGAUUGUCAAAUACAUAUGCUUAAAAACUCAUAAUUGUGAACUGCUGUUGCAUUAUUUAGGAGGAGACUAUUAUGUAUUGAUGAUGAAACAAUUAGAUCCAACUAUCUAGAAAUUAACUAAAAAUUUAAGUUCUUUACUUAAUGUAAAAAUACAUGAGGUAUUUAGAAGCAUCAUCAAACUACUGAAAUUUUUCUCCAAGAAUGCCAUUGGGUAUGAUAGCCCAAUUUCUGAUAUUUGUAUGGAAGUAAGUAAGAAUUUAGAUAACAAUGGGAGAGAUGAAGCUUUAUUCAUUGUUUUAGCCACUCCUAGCGAUAUGGUCAGAUUGGCUGUUGUUUAAUGUCUAUUAACAAUUAAGGUUUCAUAAUUAGAUUCUAAAGAAAUUGGUAAAUUGGUGACGCUCUUAGGUUCCUAUAGGAAUUUGGGUGCUGGUAAAACUGAAAGUGUAGUUGCUAAUAUUAUGAUGAUUUUGACAAAGAUUGUUGUUGGAGAGAAAUCAUCAUCCAGAGAAGAUUUCGUUACAGUGUUCAGUUAAAAUGCAACAUUAUAUGCCCUUGAUAUUUUAGAGAGAAAUUAAGAACGUGAUCUAUUGGAAUUGGGUGAAGACAAUUCAGAAUAUUAAGAGAAGGUAGAAUUAUCUUUUGGAACUAACAAUUUUUUGAAGUCAUUACAUUGUGAGCCAUUAUUAAGAGAGAAUCUGAAAGGACUCUAUUAGGCUUAAUGUAUGAAGACCUCGCUUCUAAAUGAAGAUAGUUUACUUACAUCUGAAACCUUAGACAUUGAUAUUGAGAGAUCCUUUAUUGGUAAAUAAAACACAUACCUAAUAUCAGUGUUAUUUAAUAGGGAUGCAUUAUUGCCUUACAAGAAGGUAUCUGAUAGAAUUUUGAUUAGAAUAGCUGAGAAUUUAGAAAUGAGACCUGAAGAUGAUGUAGAAGAUUUGAGUAAGGUCAAAAAUCCAGGUUUAUAUGAUUUCAAGGAAAUUCAAAAGAUUUGGAAGAAAAUAGCUUUGGAUAGAAGAGCUAAAUAAACUGAAAUAUGGGAUGCUAUGAGAACUAGUGCAGAUCCAUUUCUAGUUGUUGAAAACCAAGAGGAUUCUGCUUAUCACAUAAGUUAGCAUCAAUUGUUCUACGAUUAAGAAGGAGCAAUUAACUUGUUGGGUUUCUUAGUUGGUCGAAAUCAAUCAGCUAAAUCUUUGUCUUUGAAAGAAUACUUUCUUGAAACCUUUGGAAAUUAAUUGAUAUUUGAACGAAUGCUCAAUUCAAUCAAUUUCUAUAUUCGUGAACAAGUCCAUGAAUACUGUGAUAAUUUAAAUAAACAGGAAGAAGUUAAAAAAUUAUCAACUACAAGAAUGAAUGAGAAAUUAACAACCAUAUUUCAAGGAUUGCCAAUGCCUACUGAUCCAUUGAGAGGAUUCAUUAAAUAGAAACCCUAUUUUAAUCCAAAUAAGAUUAUUCAUUUCCCAAUGUUCACAAAGAAAGCAUUAAGUAUAACUUAGGAACACAUCACUUAUACUGGUAUUAAAUUCGAAGAAAGAACCAUUACUGUAUGCGCUUAUUUAAGAAUAGUCUAUGCCUUGUUAGGUUAUUGUCCUUAGGAUCAAAAUAAACCAAAUGUUCAAAGAUAACAAAUGGCUGAAUAAUUGGGAUAGAGAGCUGAAUAUAUCAGAGAAUUAACUUUAAUUUGUUAAUGGGCUGAUUGGCAUAAUGGGAAUAUAGGAGCCAAAUAUCUUAAAAUAAUGAAUGUAAUUUUAGAAUAUUCUUUUUGUGCUAAAGAAAAGUCGUUUAUAAUAUCCUUCUUUGUUAUUGCUAAAGCAAUUAGAGAUAUGCUAGAUAUAAUCUCUGUUAAACUACAAAAUGAGGAUAAGUUCCCAUUGACUUAUGAUGAUUUGGUUUUGAUUAAAGAAACAUGUGAAUGCAUGAGCAAAAUUGCUUCUAAUCUAACUAAAAUAUCCUAUGAAGAUAAAAUUAUGGAAACCUAUGAAAAAGAUUAUUCUGAGGAUUUCUAAAAAUUAAGAACAGAAGAAAGAAAUUAAAUAGCUACACUUAUCAAUAGAUAAAUCGAUGAAUAUAUCCUACUUAAUUUACUUCCAUUAUAAGGUUUUACAAUAUUCUUAGAAAUUAUUGUAUGGGAUAUGCAAUCAGAAAAAAGUCUCCUUUCUGCAGUAAGCUUAGAUGAAAGGUUCUUUAAAAUUAAAUCAUAGACAAGAUCCUCAUUGAUUAAAUUAGUAGGUCUGUAUAUUGUAAAAUGUAAAAGUUUAAAAUUCUAGAUUCUAUCUGUCUUAACGAAAAUGGAAGUUUUUAACAAAAAGUUUAUAAGAUAAUCAUUUAUUUAAGAAAUACUGGAAGAUUUAUUUGCAUUUGAUUAUCAAUUAAAAUUACAAUCAAGCCUAUUAAAUAGAUCAAUCUUAAUUAAGAAUAAGGAUGAUGAAGAAUAAUAAGGAAGCUAAAGACCUGAUUAUUAUGUUGAGCAUUUCAUAAAAUGCUAUUAUCAAACACAAAAAGGGCUCAAUCUGCCUUCAUUAGUUGUAGUGACUUCUAAGUAUUUUAUACUCUGUGAGGCUGAUGAGGAUAUUUCAAAGAAAUAGAAUCCUAAUAUUUAAUUUGAAAAUCCAAAGUUAUUAAUGGAAUUUACUUCUCUUAAAUUGAUAUUCAAAAUUAAUAAAUCAUAGGUAAAUACUAUAUUGUUAUUCUAGAUUGAAGGUUGUUAUAAAAUGGAAGGUGAUCAAAGAAUCUGUGUUCUCUAUUCAAUAACUGAUUAGCCUCCUCCUUUCAAAGAUGAAGACUCUUUAGAAGUUGCUAUCAUAUUCUUCCCUAAAAUAAUUUCAUUUAUGAAAUUUUAGAUAGCUUUGAAUAAUAUCAAGUUCUCUGAUGAUACAAUCAGUCAAGGUGCUUUGUUAUAUAUAAGUAAUGGUAUUUAACCNGAAGAAAGAACCAUUACUGUAUGCGCUUAUUUAAGAAUAGUCUAUGCCUUGUUAGGUUAUUGUCCUUAGGAUCAAAAUAAACCAAAUGUUCAAAGAUAACAAAUGGCUGAAUAAUUGGGAUAGAGAGCUGAAUAUAUCAGAGAAUUAACUUUAAUUUGUUAAUGGGCUGAUUGGCAUAAUGGGAAUAUAGGAGCCAAAUAUCUUAAAAUAAUGAAUGUAAUUUUAGAAUAUUCUUUUUGUGCUAAAGAAAAGUCGUUUAUAAUAUCCUUCUUUGUUAUUGCUAAAGCAAUUAGAGAUAUGCUAGAUAUAAUCUCUGUUAAACUACAAAAUGAGGAUAAGUUCCCAUUGACUUAUGAUGAUUUGGUUUUGAUUAAAGAAACAUGUGAAUGCAUGAGCAAAAUUGCUUCUAAUCUAACUAAAAUAUCCUAUGAAGAUAAAAUUAUGGAAACCUAUGAAAAAGAUUAUUCUGAGGAUUUCUAAAAAUUAAGAACAGAAGAAAGAAAUUAAAUAGCUACACUUAUCAAUAGAUAAAUCGAUGAAUAUAUCCUACUUAAUUUACUUCCAUUAUAAGGUUUUACAAUAUUCUUAGAAAUUAUUGUAUGGGAUAUGCAAUCAGAAAAAAGUCUCCUUUCUGCAGUAAGCUUAGAUGAAAGGUUCUUUAAAAUUAAAUCAUAGACAAGAUCCUCAUUGAUUAAAUUAGUAGGUCUGUAUAUUGUAAAAUGUAAAAGUUUAAAAUUCUAGAUUCUAUCUGUCUUAACGAAAAUGGAAGUUUUUAACAAAAAGUUUAUAAGAUAAUCAUUUAUUUAAGAAAUACUGGAAGAUUUAUUUGCAUUUGAUUAUCAAUUAAAAUUACAAUCAAGCCUAUUAAAUAGAUCAAUCUUAAUUAAGAAUAAGGAUGAUGAAGAAUAAUAAGGAAGCUAAAGACCUGAUUAUUAUGUUGAGCAUUUCAUAAAAUGCUAUUAUCAAACACAAAAAGGGCUCAAUCUGCCUUCAUUAGUUGUAGUGACUUCUAAGUAUUUUAUACUCUGUGAGGCUGAUGAGGAUAUUUCAAAGAAAUAGAAUCCUAAUAUUUAAUUUGAAAAUCCAAAGUUAUUAAUGGAAUUUACUUCUCUUAAAUUGAUAUUCAAAAUUAAUAAAUCAUAGGUAAAUACUAUAUUGUUAUUCUAGAUUGAAGGUUGUUAUAAAAUGGAAGGUGAUCAAAGAAUCUGUGUUCUCUAUUCAAUAACUGAUUAGCCUCCUCCUUUCAAAGAUGAAGACUCUUUAGAAGUUGCUAUCAUAUUCUUCCCUAAAAUAAUUUCAUUUAUGAAAUUUUAGAUAGCUUUGAAUAAUAUCAAGUUCUCUGAUGAUACAAUCAGUCAAGGUGCUUUGUUAUAUAUAAGUAAUGGUAUUUAACCAAGAUGUACAAUGUGGGCUGUUGUUAAUCCUGAGAAACCAAUUUUUAAUAAAUUCAAAGAAUUCCACAAAAAAAGAAUGUUAGUCCAUAAUGAUGGUACAUAAAUUCGAAUAUUCACUGAAAAUCUUGAAGAUUGGUAACAUUUUUAGUAUUAUUAUUAUAUAGGUUUUUCCUUAAGCCAGAUUUAAUGCUUGAACAAACAGUAAACAAAAAAUAUGCAAAACUAACUUCAGAAACACAAAAGAAGCAAGCAAGCGAGCAAAAUUAUUUCAAAUUGAAAGCAACAUAUGAUUUAAGUAAACUGACUUUACUUGAGAUUGAUCAAACUUUACAUAAUUAAUUGAAUUUGUAAUUUGGAUCUUAAAGUGUUUUACGUCUACUUUUUGGAUGUGAUAGAGCAAGGGAAAUAUUUAAAUUUUCACUUUUAAAAUCAAUCGAAGUGAAGAAGUUCCAAAUUAAUAAUAUGAAAUGA
Paramecium octaurelia is the source of this 6632-nucleotide messenger RNA. NCBI's taxonomy places the organism in Eukaryota, Ciliophora, Oligohymenophorea, Peniculida, Parameciidae. The record is from the annotation of a GenBank genome assembly.